Messenger RNA from Oncorhynchus gorbuscha (pink salmon), 5478 nucleotides. RefSeq names its product SET-binding protein-like. The record is from RefSeq and is a predicted model, not a curated record. The transcript is spliced from 3 exons. Lineage: Eukaryota; Metazoa; Chordata; Actinopteri; Salmoniformes; Salmonidae. The coding region runs from base 1 to 1119 and encodes 372 amino acids.
AUGCCUUAUGCCCCGCCUCUGAGCCUGGGCUACUACACCCCAUCACCCCCACUCUACCUUCCCCACCAUCCCCACGGCCCUUCACCACCCUCCCCCUUCAUGAGGCCUGCCGUCCCCCCUCCGAAGUUCCACUCUGGGGGCCACUCCAAGCUCCAGGCAUCUAGCGGCCCACUGCAGGGCUCCUCUGGUCGGGGAGAAGGACUGGGGUCCCUGGGUGGUGGAGGUCUUGGAGGGGUGAGGCUUCACAAGAGGAAACACAAGCACAAACACAAACAUAAGGAAGAGACCAACCUCCUCUCACCCCAUGACAGACAGGAGCUGGGCGGGCUCUUCAGCGGUGCCAAGACCAAUGGGCUGCUCAACCUGCUGACGGACAGACUCUCUGUGGACCAUGUCCAGUUCCGCCAACGCACACCUGGAGAGCCAGUGUGCAGCUUCGUGAGCAACUACAGCAGCCAAUCACUGCGGCCAGAUUUGACCUCUGACCUUUUCAGAUUGCGGGAGGAGAGGGAGGAGGGCAGUGGGCAUGGCAGAAGGAGGGGCUUAGCAGUGUUCGGAGAGGAAGGGGUGAUGUCGUUCCACAAUGCCAGGAAAGAGAAGAUCCAUGAAAGAGAAGAGUCCUUCCACAGUUCCAGCCCUACUCUAACAGGUGUUCCAGGUAAGAGGAGAUAUAAGCGUCAUGAGGUGGAACAGAUCCACGGUGAGGUCAGGAGGAUGUGUUCUCUCAACAAUCAGAGGAGCUUUGAGCAUGUGCAGAAGAUCCUGCGUGUGAAGCGUCUCCAGCGCCAGGCCAAGACCGGCAACAACGUUGUCAAAAGGCGACCUGGUCGCCCCCGGAAACACCCCAUUGAUAAAUUUGAACCCAACAAUUACGGGAGCGACAUAGGGAGGGGCUUCGGGAUGCCGGUGCUGGAGAGGUGUGUGGACCUACCGGGCAAGCGGAGCUUAAGACCAAGUCCCGCCCCCCAGCCUUUGGAGUUUUCCAAUCACGACUCAAUCUCAGUGGCUAUUGAGACGGUAGUUCACAGAGCACGUUCUCUGGCGCCCCCACCGACCAGAGGAGGGAAACGCAGGGGUAGACCCAGGAAGGAAGAGGGAGGGGAUAUGGCGUUUCAUUAGCUAAUUAGUCAGCAGGACAGUUGCAGAUACAGAUGAGCUCUGACCUAUCAGAGAGCUGGUGAGAGGAGCUAACACUGGCCUUAGCAGCCAAAACGGACAUCAAUUCUGGGACCUCUGUGCACUUUGACCUAUUGGCUUGUCUGUUUCUCUUCUAUGAUUGGAUGUAAGGAGUGUGUAAGGAGAGUAACAUUAGAAGAGCAACAGUGUUGCACUUCUGAAGACGGACAAUGACACUUACCAUACAUGUAUGUGAAACAAUGAUGCGUAUGGUACUUUAAUAUGAUACUGUAUGGUACUUUAUGGUACAAUAUCUGAUACUAUAUGGCACUAUUUGAUAAGGUACUGUAUGAUACUAUGGUACUAUACGGUAUGAAAUACAAUGGUACUUUAUGAUAGUCUUUAUCUGAAUGUGGCAUUAGCCACACCUUUACCAGCAGACGGGGGGUGGUGAUUGGUUAAUAUGAUAUUGUGCAGCUCUGCUUAGUUUUGCCCCCCCCCCUGCCGCAGAGAUACUAUAAAGGCAAUAUGCUGUACUGAGCCUCCCUGGCCUUUACAGCUAUGAUCUAACUGUACAUAGGAAAAUACUCCACUUUUAUCUGCCUUUUACCCCACAGAAUACAGUCCAUUUACAUGUACUGGCUCAUAUCAAACUGAAAUGUUGUACCAUAGUCCAUAAACGUUGGGAUUGUGGUUUUAUAACCAAAAAUAGACCUGGAUGUGACUCAGGACAUGUUUGUUUUCAGGCUGAAGGAACCACAUCUAUUCAUUCAUUUAUUCUGUGUAUAUAAGAAGGUCAUCACAUACAUGGGAAUAUCAGGGGUGUUUGCUGAAAACUUAAAGGUCAACUUUGGGCAAAAACACAAAGAUAACAGCUUUUAACUGUAUAACUGAUCAAUGCUCCAUCAUACCACGUCAUUUAAUGCAACAACAAAAAAUAUAUAGAUAAGAUAUUUGGCUAAAGAAGUGCCAUUUCCUACCGAUCUCUACAGCUUCUGUCCAAAAACAAAUCCUGUGAAAUGACUUCUACACAUGGAGGAGAUACUGGCUAGAUACAGUGGCUAGCUUAGCUAACAAACUAGCUACGCCGGUCGCAGCGUAAGAACAGAAUGACACGUCGAUGAUCCACCAAACCACCAACACCCCAUUUCUGUUUGAAAAUUGAGAAAGAGGCGGGGUUGGACCAUUUUUUUGUUCCCAAUGUCGACCUUUAAAGAUGGUUUUAAUUUGCUAUCUAAACAUACACUUUCAUUUAAUCAAAGUCAGCACUUACAUGCUUGUUCUAGCCUUACGAUUUGGCCUUGACUUCAUUGGUGGACAUCCAUUCAGAAACGUGCUUUAAACUUUAAACUAUUUGAAUAUGCAGGAUGCUCAGCCAAUGGCGUCAAACCUAAGCCCAAGCCCGAGAUUUGAUUGGACAGUAAAGAUGGAGGACUAAUGAUCAGUGUGUGGUACUCUGAUGGUUUCUAUCUGAGUAGUGGUAGGAAAACAAUAUGAGUAGUGGUAGAAAAACAACAAUUAAGUAUUGGAAUAGGGAACCAAAGCCUCAGAAUUAUAUGUGUUUCACAGACUUGUCAGACAGGUGUGGGGUUGUCAGUGUUCUCAUUCUGCAGCUAAACACACAGGACAUUAGAUGUUAGCUAGCUAGAAUGUUUUCAGUAUUUCAUAAAAUAGCAGUAGGUACGUAUUUCAUUGGGACCUAUGUCUAAUGUAAACUUGGGAAGCCUCUCCUCUCUCUGUGAGGGUCUCUCUGUGAGGGUCUCUCUGUGAGGGUCUUGUCGGCUCCAGCAGUUCUGCACGUGCCUUAUGUUUGUUUCUUAAACCAUCACAUCUCAUUCUGUGGGAAUUCAAAAUGGCAGAGAAGUCACUGAGAUUGAAACCACGUACUAAUGAUUGUGCAUUUUCGACACGUGUGUCUUAGCCACCACAACACGGGCACUACCUAUGUCCCUUUGCAGCCAUACGUACAACAGGCCUGAUUCCAUUUAAGGUUUCACGCCCCUUAUGCUCACCCCUGGCUCUUUGGAUUGAACAGAUAAAAGAGCUCUGUGAAGUGCUCUAUUAGAGAGAAACGUGGAUCCAUCACCAUGCAGUCUUUUCAUAUCUGAGCUGUGAGGAGCAGAGGUGGUAGGAGCCAGGGAAAGUGGACUUGAAUCUAAAUGGAACCAGGCCCCCCGGGCUGCGGGUGUGCAGGCUGUGCCAGUGGAGUUCUGGUGGGAACCAUGCUGUCUUACGUAGUUGUUUGCUAUGCAUCAGGUCUGGCCUGAGCUGUCUGAGGAGUCCACCCUUCCACAUAGACAAAUAAGUGUCUUAUUUACCCAAUAAAACAUGCAGUCAUGUAUCCAGAAGUGUGAAUAAUAUCAGUAAUAAUUUGUAAAGCGUUGUGCAGAAGGUGACUAUCAUUUCAUGUCAACUUUAGUGACUGCAGCUCCCUGCAGUGCUGCCUUAAUCAGAAGUCAAGCUCCAGUAGUGAAGUGUUUAUCUGUUGUAAAUAGUCUGUUCUGUUGUGUUCUGCCUGCAUGGAUACAAACUGGCCUCAGCUACAUAUGCUGGCAUAUCCCCUCAGACCAACCUAAGCCCAUCCUAGAACACAUCUUAGUCAACAUUAGACAUUAGAACCAGCAAUACCCCUUUAGUCAGUCUCUAUCCAUCAAUUAGAAAAGUCAUCAAACAGUCAUAGCAAGGUUAAGAUUCCAGGACCUGUGCCAGCCUAUGAUAAUGACUCUUGUUGCACUUCAGCCAAGACCAAGAACCCCCAUUGGCUAGCAGCUAUACUCCCCUCAGCCAAUGGGUGCCUAGUGCAGAAGUGCGUGUGUGUGUGUGUGUGUGUGUGUGUGCACAGAGGGCAUUACCAAACCACGUACUCAGACCACGUGCUCAGAGGGCAUUACCAAAUAUACACCUGUCCUUGUCAGUGUGUGUGUCAGUUCUAGGCCACUUAGAGAGAACAGAGACGGAACUGGAUCUCAUAACCAAACUACACCUUUCACAGCAGGCCUGGAUCUCUUUAACUGGGUCUAGGGUCUGGGUGUCUGAGUGUGGUCUAGUGGUAGUCUAGGUUUGGUAUAAGGGGUCUAGAUGUGGUAUAGUUGCGGUCUAAGGGGUCUAUAGACUUCAAGCUUGGCAGCUCAGUAUUCCAUGGCUGGUCUCUGAUGUUGGAGUUAAGCCACUGGGAUCUGUCUGUUUCUCUACCAGCCGAUGUUCCGGUGCCUUCUACAGCUGACUAGUAUUGUCCUGAUCCUCUGCUUAACUACACACAGAGACUGACCGCAUGGUUCAGUACAGUCAAGGUGGGUUUUACGGUCCCUGUUGUGUACUGGAUUCUGGAUUCACUCUGGUCCAACUGUGUGGCUGGUAUGACUAUAAGUAGAAGUUUCCCUUAACCACAGAUCCAGGAUCAGAUUACCCAACCUUAAAUCAUAACUUUCAUUAUGGGGAUGAAAGAACAUCUGGUCCUGGAUCAGUGGUUAGGGAAGAGUUCGAGCCCUCCACACCAGUCUGACUAGUCCAAUACAGCCACUGGAGCUGAAUCAUACUGUAUGCAUCUCAAAUCACUCCCUACACCCUAAGUAGUGUACUACUACAGAAGACUAUAUGGAAAAUAUGGAGUUAUGUGAGAAGCAGCCACAGUCUCUACUAAUAUGUGUAGUAAUUAACAUAUAUGUUAUGUUUCUACGCUAUAUUGUUGUUCAACGCUGAACAUGCAGAUGAAGGGUCGAUGAGGAAACCAAUAAAUGUACUUUGCAAGAGCACAAAGUGAGCUCUUAACUGUGUUGGCAUAUUUGAGUUUGUAUACAUAGUGUAACCUUUUUACUAGAGUGGGUUUUCUUUUAUCUGCAUGCUCCACUUGAUUGUAUUCAUCAAUAUUUUAGACGAGCGGAGAAGUUGACUUUCAGUUGCAUUUGGAGCGAGACUUGUACAUUGUUUCAUAUGUUUGUUUUUGUAAUGGAUUUUUAAUUCAUAAAGCAUUUUUGUACAUUGUAUGAAUAUAAAAAAAAAUGCAAAUAUUUGACAUAUAGACAUAAGUAAAUACUUAGAUGGGCAUGCAUAUGCAUAUAUCCUUCUUAGUAUGUAUGUGUAAAUGUACACAUAUUUUGUAUUUGCCUUCGCUCAUAUACAGAUAUGUCAUAUGCACAUAUACAUGCAAUAUAUAUGUAUAUCCAUGUCUGCUGGCAUGCUUCUGGUCAUGUUUAACUAUCAUGAUCUUGUAGUCUAUUUUUUUUAUUUCUUUUCUCUGAGGAAAAGCUUGUUCUUUUGCUACCGUCUUCCUGGCUGGCAGCAUUGGGCUUAUUAAGAUGAAAUACAGUUCAACUUGUUCAUGUUAUUCAUUGUGUGAAAUAAUAAAUGAAUUUAUUGAAAGCU